Molecule: messenger RNA, 2280 nt
Organism: Brienomyrus brachyistius
Lineage: Eukaryota; Metazoa; Chordata; Actinopteri; Osteoglossiformes; Mormyridae
Gene: otud5a
Product: OTU deubiquitinase 5a
Exons: 9
Coding region: 259-1911 (550 amino acids)
Biological process (GO): protein deubiquitination
Molecular function (GO): cysteine-type deubiquitinase activity; K63-linked deubiquitinase activity
Source: RefSeq, a predicted model, not a curated record
GCCUUGUCAGGUCUGUGUUGAUGUUUUGGGGAAACUGGAAAGGCAGGAGGACGGGAAGAGGGAGACGGUUUGUUUUUGUUCUCUGGGCAUCAGAGCUCACGGCGAAUGCGAACAACUACAAUAAAUGCUCCUUACUGGUUUCAUAAAUAGCAGACGAUACUUAAGAAGGGAUUAUCGCAAACACGACACACGCAAAACAUUCGUUGAAAGGAGGAAUCGUCAUCCCUCUGACCCCCCUCCCUAAUAACAGACAUAACCAUGACGAUUCUUCCGAAGAAAAAACCGAGCUCGACAGUCGGAGUGUCGGACCACCCAGACGAGACUGACCGGAGGAGCGGUUCCGACCCUCACCAACAUUCACACGGAGGUCGGGCAGGAGCAAGGCCUAGAGCGUCCCCGCCACCCUGGCCGUACCAGGCCGCACCACCCUCGUCAAGGGAAGACAGGCGAAACGAAGCAAGCUCCCGGCCGCAGCAGGCCUCCCCUCCGCCAGUAGGAUCUGGUUCUCCUGCCGGCCCAGGAGACGGAGGUGGAAGCGGUGGGGUGGCUUGCGUCGCAGGGGUACGCGGGGAACUGUCAGCCGGUGUUGGCUGCGGCGGCGGCAUCGGAAGUUGUUGCUCCGGACCCGGCCUCAGUAAGAGGAGGCGACAGGCGCCUUGUGCUGGGGGGGUAGCUGGUGGAGGAGCGGUUGGAGUUGCCGGAGGAGGUGGUAGCGGUACUAGUCCUGACCCGGAGGAAGGAGCCGGCUACAACAGCGAGGACGAAUAUGAGAAUGCUUCCAGGCUGCAGUCCAUGGACCCCGCGACUGUCGAGCAGCAGGAACACUGGUUCGAGAAAACCCUCGGGGAAAAGAAAGGGUUUGUUAUAAAGAAGAUGAAGGAAGACGGAGCGUGCCUCUUCAGAGCAGUUGCUGAUCAAGUAUACGGAGACCAAGAUAUGCAUGAAGUGGUCCGAAAACACUGUAUGGACUACCUGAUGAAGAAUGCAGACUACUUUUCAAACUAUGUGACUGAAGACUUCACCACAUACAUCAACAGGAAGAGGAAAAACAACUGUCACGGGAACCACAUUGAGAUGCAGGCAAUGGCGGAGAUGUACAACCGGCCUGUAGAAGUUUACCAGUAUGGCACAGAACCAAUCAACACGUUCCAUGGCAUCCACCAGAACAACGAUGAGCCAAUCAGAGUUAGCUACCAUCGGAACAUUCACUACAAUUCAGUUGUGAACCCUAACAAAGCCACUAUUGGAGUUGGUCUAGGGCUUCCAGCUUUCAAACCAGGGCAGUAUGCUGACCAGCUGCUAAUGAAGAAUGCUAUAAAGACCUCAGAAGAAUCCUGGAUUGAGCAACAGAUGUUGGAGGACAAGAAGAGGGCCACAGACUGGGAAGCCACCAAUGAGGCCAUAGAAGAGCAAGUGGCUCGUGAAUCUUACUUGCAGUGGCUUCAGGACCAGGAGAAACAGGCACGACAGCCACGCAAGGCCAGUGCCACUUGUAGCUCGGCGACGGCAGCCGCAUCUAGUGGCCCUGAGGAGUGGAGUGCCCGUUCUCCCCGCCAGCGCAGUUCAGCCCCCUCGCCGGAACACCCAGACCCUCCUCACCCGGAUACAGCAACCAAGCCCGCUUCCCCAGCCGGAGCUGCCCUCAUGCUGUCCAAACCACCUUCUCCCUGUGCUCCAGGUCCUAGCAGUCAGACCUGUGUGGGCCCAGACAGAGCCACUUCGUCUUCCUUAGUGUCCCUGUAUCCUGAGUUGGAGUACCGUGCUAUCAUGCAGGAAAUGGCACCUUCUGCAUUUGCAGACUGGGAAGAUGAUGAGAUUCUGGCCUCCGUCCUGGCUGUCUCACAACAAGAAUACCUGGACAGCAUGAAAAAGAACGCGACACACAGAGAGCCGUCUCCCGACAGCAGUUGAUAGUGGGGGUGGUGACGCUGGCGAUGUCCACGGGGAAAAAGACAAAACUGAAACAAAUGUUUUCUCGAUCAUGGUACCCACCAGUCACCUGUCCCAGCCCCCAUACCUGCCUCUCCUCACCUCCCUAUACAAUAUCAUCAUAAUCAUACUCUCCAGCUCUUCCCCCAUUAUAAACCCCUUGCCUCCAUUGGACUUAUUUAGGUGCAUGUUUAAAUAAACACAAACAUCAUCAUAGAAAAUUAAAAAAAAGAAAAAUUGUAAUAAUGUCAUACUUAUCUUCUUAAUGAUUGAUUAAUAUAAUUUUGUUUUAUCAUUUUUGGAAUGAAAAAUACUUUUUUUUUUUUUCUUGGAAUAAAAAAUAAAAAACUU